This is a messenger RNA of Penicillium alfredii, 651 nucleotides long. RefSeq lists its product as uncharacterized. Gene Ontology annotation, molecular function: gluconokinase activity. The record is from RefSeq and is a predicted model, not a curated record. Bases 1 to 651 code for a protein of 216 amino acids. The transcript has 2 exons. Gene Ontology annotation, cellular component: cytoplasm. NCBI's taxonomy places the organism in Eukaryota, Fungi, Ascomycota, Eurotiomycetes, Eurotiales, Aspergillaceae.
AUGGAAAUCCACAAGCGCAAUGCAUGGAUCUCGCAGGCACCGCUCUGGCUUGAUCGGCCUCUGAUCUUGUCUAUUGCGGUUAGCACCGAGUCCACCAACGAUCGAUCCAUUUAUCUUGCUGCCAUUAAGAUGGUUCACGGGCUCUUGGAGCAGGUGAAUCACAGCCAGGCGGAAUUUAAUCUUUGGCUGCAACGUCUACGAGACCCCAACCAGGACCCAACAGCCAACCCACCCAUCAAGCUCCUCGACUUCUUUGCGUCGAAAUACGACAACACCGAUCCUAGUCGCGCUUUGCUUUACGACACCAAAAAGGCCCAAGCGUCGCCUCCCUCCCUCGCCCAAGCUGGUGGUUUAAACGCCGAUCUGACCGCCCGGUUCGUGAAGAACUUCAGCACCCAGUGCUGGGCCCAGCAAACAGCUCCGACACAAUCACCACGCGAAGUCUUCUUCCUCAUUGGGCCUUGCAGCUGCGGAAAGAGCAUCGCAGCCCAGACCCUAGCACAGCGUCUCCAGAUCCCCACCAUCGAAGGCGACGACCUGCACUCGCCGAUUGCCCUCGCAAAAAUGGCCAACAACCUGCCCCUGCAGGACUCCGAUCGCUGGAACUGGCUCGCUCACAUCCGCGGCGCUGCGCACUACCUACCGCGAUGA